Molecule: messenger RNA, 381 nt
Organism: Effrenium voratum
Lineage: Eukaryota; Dinophyceae; Suessiales; Symbiodiniaceae
Source: the annotation of a GenBank genome assembly
AUGCGGCCUGUGCCAUUCCUAGCGCUCCCGUUUUUCCUUCGAGGUGCCGCGGCCUCGGCGGCCUUUGUGAGCCUCGCCACGAACGACUAUUACGCCAAGGGCGCGCUGGUGACGCUGCACUCCGUACAUCUUCAUGGAGGCGCCGACCGGGUGCUGCUUGUCCCGGGCGGUGGUGUGUCCAGCUGGUGGCGCCAGCGCUUCCGAGCGCUCAAGGUGAAGGUGGUGGAGGUGCGACCCCUGCGCCCCAGCAAGGCGCUGCAGCGCGCCAUGCGCCAGGAGCGCGCCAGGCUGCAGGCAAGGGCUGCUCGAAGUCUUGCAGCCCAUUUCCUAUGGAGGGGCCUUCGUGAAGGUGCACGCCUGGGACCCCGCGCUGGGCUAUGA